UUCGUAGACUUUUCCUACAAUUGAUUUACUUGAAUAUAUUUUUCAAUCAGUUACGUGCCCUCUAUUCUCGCAUAAAACCAAUUUUUUCUUCUGAUUUUUUUCUCUCAAUUAAAUAAUAAGUCUAUAUGGUAACAAUUUAAAUAUAUCAAAAGAAAAGUAAAACUAUUUAUCAAAAUAAAAGUGUUGUAAUAAUUUGUUGAUUGAGUAUUCAUCAUGGAAUGAUAUCGAAAGUAAAAGCCCUUUAGUUCCACCGCGCGGUGGUACUACUUUACAAAGAAGUGCAACACUUCCAGCCAAUCCAAAACUAGCUAAGAGAACUGUUCCCAUUCGUGUUAGAUCGCCAUCGACAGACCAGAAUAAUCACCAAAAUAUAACAAUGACGUCAGAAGACUUAUUACAACCAGGCCACGUUGUUAAAGAACGUUGGAAGGUUGUACGGAAAAUUGGUGGUGGUGGAUUCGGUGAAAUUUAUGAGGGACAAGAUCUGAUAACUCGUGAGCAAGUAGCACUCAAAGUUGAAUCCGCUCGUAUGCCUAAGCAGGUUCUUAAAAUGGAAGUAGCUGUUUUAAAGAAGCUGCAGGGCAAAGAGCAUGUAUGCCGUUUUAUUGGCUGUGGCAGAAAUGAUCGAUUCAAUUAUGUUGUAAUGCAAUUGCAAGGAAAAAAUCUAGCUGAAUUGAGGCGUAGUCAACCGCGUGGUGCUUUUUCCUUGAGUACCACGCUGAGAUUAGGCAUUCAAAUAUUAAAAGCUAUUGAAUCGAUUCAUUCUGUUGGAUUCUUACACCGAGAUAUUAAACCGAGCAAUUUUUCUAUGGGUCGCUUACCGUUUAAUAACCGUCGUGUAUAUAUGUUGGACUUUGGAUUAGCACGUCAAUAUACAACAACAAGUGGAGAAGUGAGAUGCCCAAGAGCAGCAGCCGGUUUUCGCGGUACUGUUCGAUAUGCAUCAAUUAAUGCACAUAGAAAUCGAGAAAUGGGUCGUCAUGAUGAUCUCUGGUCAUUAUUUUAUAUGCUAGUCGAAUUUGUAAAUGGACAAUUACCUUGGAGAAAAAUCAAGGAUAAGGAACAAGUUGGUCUCAUGAAAGAGAAAUAUGAUCAUAGACUUUUAUUAAAGCAUUUACCAUCAGAUUUCAAGCAAUUUUUAGAGCACAUACAGUCACUUAGCUAUGCUGAUAAACCUGAUUAUGGUAUGUUGGCAUCACUAUUUGAGCGUUGUAUGAAACGUCGUGCAAUUAAAGAAACUGAUCCAUAUGAUUGGGAAAAGACAGAGCAGCUGUCGCAAAUCAAUAAUCAAGUUAAUUGUUCAUCGAUAUUGAACAGUAAUGCGCAAGCGAAAAAUGACGUUACAAAUACUAAUCAUGCCGUGCCACAAGUUACAGUUCAAGCAUCAAAUAUUAGCAGUGUUGAACAAAAACAGCGUAAUAAAUUGGAUAGUGAUAUGAUGAAUAAUGUUGCAGCUACAACUGAGCCUGUUCGAGCUAUUGAAAAGGUCAAAAGUGAUAAAAAUCAAAAUGUCAAUAUAGGACAGGUUGUUUACAAGACAUCACCAAAACAGAAUAAUUCAGAAAAACAAGAAAAUCCAAUUGUGAUGGAAAAGACACCUCCAAUACCAAUAAAACAAUUUAUUAUUCAGCAAGAACAGGCACAAACUCCCGAAACAGAUGGUGAUUUAGAUUAUCCAAUGAUGCAUAAACUACAAAAAACAGCAUCAGAGGCUAUGAUAAGAGAACAUCGCCAUCAUCCACCAGCAAAUAAGCCAACCGAUAAUGUUAUUAUGAAUGAAAUGAAAAAAGCAGCUAGUCCCGUUAAACGUCGUUCAACAUCGCAAGUUGAGAACGAUGCUGAAAAGUCAAACAAUAAUAAUAAUAACAAUAAUAAUGAGAAUGUUAAUCCUAUUCAAAUAAAACAGGAGAAGACAACAUAUGGGCGAUUGAGAGUACUUACAGCACCUCCAACAAGUGUGGCAAAUGUUCAUGAACUGGCACAAGAGAGUACAGGAUCUCCACGUGACAGUGAAAAUGUUCCAUUCCAGUAUGAUGUAAAAAUUGUCGGUGGUAAUGAAAGUAGAAAAGGACAAAGACGUCAUCGUCCAAAUUCUGGCUCAAGUGUUAAUUUACAACGACUAAAUAGUGCUUCGGCUACAACACGCGAUCAUUCAAUUACACAAUUUGCAUUGAUUGAUGAUGAAAACAUUUCAGCACUCCAAAACAUGACCAAGGGUGGUGGUGGAGGAUUGACACUUGCCUCUCAAUGGAAAUCACAGUUUGAUGAUUCGGAAGAGACAACAGACAAUGAAUGGAAACAAGAACCACAGAGUCCAGAGCAUCAGAAAAUUCAAUACAUACAGCAGCACCACAAAGAACAACAUCCACAUUAUCACACAUUGCCUAGCAAGCACCAUCAAAGCAAUAAUAGUCAUGAUCAUGUGGUUCAUAUCAAAUCAUCGGCUACUCAACCACAAUCUUUGCAAAAUACCCCAUCACAGCCAAUUGCACCACUUUCAUCACAACAACUUCAUCAUCAGCUACAAAAAGACACAAAUCAAACACGAGAAUUUUAUAUUCAGCAUAGAUCAAGAUCUAGAGAAGAUCCAUUAUUAAAAUUAAAAUUGAAGAAAAAGAAAAAAUGCCAUCUUAAUAUUGCUGGUAUUGAGAGCUUUCCAAACAUUCAGGAUCAUUUGCCACGAUGCUGGUCAGAACCGGCUUUAGGAAAUAUUUUACGUCAUAAUCUCGAGCCUCCAUUAUUGCAACAGGCUGCAUUUGAUGAUACGAUUUUCAAAAUGGACGUAAAUCGUAAUGUUGGAGUACGUGAUAUUUGCAAUGAUGAUAAUGGUCCAUCGCCAUGCCAGCCAUUUGCAAAACUCUUCCAAUAUAAAAGUCUCCCAAAUAUUGCAUUUGCUGAAUAUGAAUUAAAAAUGAGUCCCAAGAUUCGUGAAACUGAAACCACAUUCUAUUAUCGUGCAUCGAGUGAACCAAAUAAUAACUAUAUUUCAAAUCCAUGCAUUUUAGCAGAUAAAGAGAAUGGUGUAAAUGAGGCGACAAAUGACCAACAGGAGGAAGAAGAGCAGCAUGCUAUAAGUGGACGUUUGGAGAUACGUGUUUUGAGCAAAGAUAAAAUUUCAAAAGAAGCUAGUCCAAAUCCAGAAGAAUCAAUUUAUUUUGAUGCCGUUGUUACAAAUGGACCUCAAACUAAUCCUACUUCCAUUGGUGAUGUCGCAGACGAAUCAAAGUUAAAAGGUGAUGAACAAAAAAAGGAAAAUGUUCAAUAUGAAGAGGAAUUUAUAUGGAUCAAUAAGAAAGAGCCUCAAGAGAAGAAAUAUGACAUAAAAGUAUAUGAAGAUAGUUUAAAAAUUCAAAAAUAUAAAAUCGUGACUGUGGAUAAAUCUGAUGAUGCACUUGAUGGGCCAGAUGAGGAUGAAAAAGAGGAUGAUGGCAAGGAGAAAGAAGUUGGUGAUAUUGAGGUCAAAGAAGCAGAAAGUGAUAAUAAAAUUGAUGAAUGUGCCCAAGCAGCAGGAACAUCUUCAAUAGCAGCUACUAAUCUUCAAAAUGAUCGUGAAGACAUAGAAAGCACAACUGACAAUCGCAUAGAUAAUGAGCGAUUGAGAGAUUGUAGUAAUAGUAGUAAUAGCAAAAUUCCAGUAUUCAACCCUUCCGGGUCUUCACGUAUGCUUUCACAGAGAUCGUCAUGGGCUGGAGUUGAGGAAGGUCCUGAUAUAUCGGAUUUGACACCAGGAUUACGUCGACGUAGACAAAAUGCUGAGAAAUAUGUCACAGAUCCAUCACAACUAAAUCUUAGAUUUACAAGGCCAAAAUCACGUCCUGUCAUUAGAACUCGCGGCAUUCCAUCACAUCUAUUGGGCGCACAGCCAAACGGCCGACAAGAGGUGCCGCUUAAUGAUACUGAAUACAAUUCAUCAGACACAAGUGUCGAGGACAGUAAAAUACAAUUUCAAAAUAAUUUACGUAAAUUUAAAGCAAAAUGUGAUAAUGAAUUGGAAAAGUUAUUGGAGAAGUGUGAGAGUCGUAGAAAAACACAUGACAGAAAAUUUUUCGGGAGCGGCGGCAUUGAUAUAGGCACAUCAUCAUCAUCACGUUUGUUGAUGAGCGAUUUGACAACACGAAAUAUUCGUCGCUUUGAUAGUGCUAACAACAAUAGUAAUAAUCUAAAUAAUAGUAGCAAUUUAGUGGCAAAGGAUGAUGAUGAAAAUGGAGGUAGUGGGGGAGGGGGAACAUGAAUAAAAGUAUCAGUGACUUACGAUAAUGAUAUUGGACUAUUAAUAUGAGAAACUGAGAUACAUACACAUAAUUAUAGUCUGGUGACAAGACACAUGCUAUAUUAUGCGUAAAUCAAAUUAUAUUCCCUAAUAAAAUAUUGAUAGUAUAUUUUGUGCUUGUUGAUUCGCCAAAGCCAGCUCCGCAAAUGUAAAUUUUAUGAGCUUUGACAAAUCAGACAAUGUGAAGCUUUUAUUCGUGCGACGAUCGCUCUCUUUCAAUUUCUGUAUCUCAAAAAUUUCCGUACUAACGUUUCCUCACUACAUUCAUUCAUGCAUCAGCAUCUUUAUAAUUCUUCUUUUCUUCGACAUAUUAAAUAUAUUUAUAUUAUACAUACAUUGUAUGUAUAAAACCAUAUGAAGAAGAUGGAAUCAAAUGAUAUUUAAGGAUAUUUUACAUAAAUACACGUUUAAAACACAUAAAGUUAAACUUUUAUGAUUAGUCAAGUGAAAAGAAAAAAAGAGGAAAAUCAAAUCGUUUUGGUCUGUCAUUUUCUAGUCAACUAGUCAGUAAAUCAUUAUAUAAAGAGAAGAAGGAAAAAAAUAAACUCAUAAUGUUUCUUUUUCUUUUUCUUCAUUUAUUCUAAAAGAAAUAUCGAAGAAAAAAAGAAGUAAAAAUUCAUAAACACACAAAAAAAACCAACAUGACAUGCAUAACAUUAUAUAAAUACAUAACAUUGAGAUCAGCAAAAAAAAUAUUGUUCUAUUUAUAUGAUAAUAUCAAAAAAAAAAAUCUAUAAGAAAGUAAAAACAAUGAAAUGAAAAGCAGUAAAAAAUGAGAAAAUGAAAAAGAGAAUUAAAUUAAAUCAUUGACAUUGCAAGGAUAUUUAUAUAAAUAAAUUAAAUAUAAAUCAGUUUUUGAAAUAAUAAAUUAUUAAUUAAUUUAUAAUUAUAAAAAAGUUUAUUCACACGCUUAAAACUAUUUGACAAAAAUUAAAAAAAAAUAAUUCUGUAAAUUAUUGAAAAAAAAAUAAUGAUGGUGAAAAGUUUAUUAUAUAAAAUGAAAUGAAGUGAAUAAUUUUAAGUAGCAUAUAUUAGAAUUUAAAAAAUUGGAUGCAACUACUGCUAAAGGUAAAAACAUAAAAAAAAUAAUGAUACAAAAGAAGAAAUUGUGACAAAAUAUUUUUUGAAGUGGAUUAAAAAAGUUGAAAAUUUUUCUAGAAAUUCACAAAAAUUUUCUCUUAGAGAUUAAAAUUCCCCAAAAUAAUUGAUACUUUAUACAAAUAUCUCUCUAAAUCAAAAUAAAAAUAUAUGCACUCUCGAGAAGGUUUCAGAAGUUCGUUACUGACACAAAAAUAUGAAGCAGCUUAAAAGAAAAUAUAUUUAUUAAUACAAACUUGAUUAAAUUGUAAUAAUUAAAAAUGAAAAAGCACUUUAUCUUCUCGAGAGUAUGCAUAUAAAAUACAGGAGCGAAUAAUGAGCAGUCAUGAAUGAAUCGUCCAUUAAACGGAAAAUCUAUAUUUUGAUAUUUUUGAAGAUACUCAAAAACUUACCUUUUUGUAUUUUUAUUCCCAAAGAACUUGAUUUUUAAGGACCUGCUUCCAUCCAAAAUUUAUACUUGUUAUUAUUUAACCAAAGAUUAUCGUACUGUUUGGGCUGUUUAAGAUAUAAUUUUAUUAAAUGACUUUUUUUAUUAUUUGUUAAUCUUUUUUUCUCGAAUUAACAAUUUGGAAAUAUUAACACCAAAAAAUAUUGACAUUAAAAUGUAAUCAGUAUCAAAGCGUUCGCAUUUAAAUAUUAUUUCUUGAAUUGAAUUCAAGAAUGUUAAAUUUUUAAAAAGCACUUUUAAUAAUGUUUAUUUAUCAUCCAUAAAAUGCACAAUUAUUUUCUUAAUUAAAAAGAAGAUAAGUUCUUGAUAUUAUAAUUUCUAAAGAAUCUCAUAGUCAGUUGUCGAAUGAUUGCUUUAUCCCAGAGUAGGUUCUACCUAGUGUCCUGUAGUAUUUACUUGAUCUAUAGGACCGCUAAAGUAUGCCAAUGGCUAGACUUUAAAUAUAAUAUACUCUUAGAUCCAGCAAGCAUCAGACUCCAGGAAUUUUAAUGAACAAAUUUAAACAAAUUUAGAAGUUUUAGUUUUAUCUUUUUCUAAUUAAAUUAAAGAAAGCUUAAAAAAAGUGUCAAGAAAGCGUCUUUGCAUUUUUUUCGUCAAAUGAUUUCUACUCUUAAAAUACCUGCAAAAAAAAAAUAUAAAUUACAGAAAAAAGUUUGCACUAAUCCAUAAACAAAAAUUGAAGACGAAAAUAAUCAAAAUACUGUCUACUUAUUAUAUUUAUUGAAAUAAAUAUUAAAUAUAAAAAUGUAAAAAUUUUCAAACAAAUAAAAAAUUGCAAAAAUAAAAAAUAAAUAGAAAAUGAUGAAAAACUCGGCAAAGAAUUUUUUGGAUGACAAAAAAAGAUGGAUCGUAAUUUUUAUAAAAUGAACUCUAUCCUUUAUUAUGUAAUAUUGAUGAAAAGUAUCUAGUGAAAAGCAAAAAAAAAUCAGUGAAUGUUGUCAAAUAAAACAUAAGCAAAGAGAAACAAUUCUUAAGUGAAGAUGAAAAAAAUGCUUUAAAUGUAGUUAAAUGUAAUAUUUUUUUGUUUCUUUCUCCAAAUUUUAAAAGCAAAUUUUUGAUUAAUAAAAUAAUGUUUCAAUUUCCAUUUGUUAGAAAUGAAAACCACUUUUUUCUCUUGAUGAAAAAUACAGGAGACUCAAAAAAAUAUAUAAAACGGAUAACCGCUAGAAAUUUCUUUAUUCUGCAUGAUUUUUUUCCUUCAAACAAACCAACUGAAAAUUCUGUUCUUUAAGAAAAUUUUAAAAACUAAAUGCAAAUGAAUAAAUAAUAUAUUUCGCAGUAGAUGAGAGUUUUGCAUUAAUUCUGACGAUAGUCAACGUCAUUAAAGCAAAAAACCUUCUUUUUAAUUUGCAUUGAAAAUAAAAAUCAAGAUAUUAAGUAAAUAUUAAAAUGAAAACAAACCAUUUAAACUCGUGCAAUGAAAUCAUGAAUGUGGUGCGAUAAACGCUAUGUACUCGUAGUUUAAAUUCAAAAAAGUUAUAAAAAUGAUGAAUAAAUGAAGUAAAAUAAAAAAAAUUAAAUCAAAAAUAAACAUGAAAAGGUUCGAAAAAUAUUUAAUUUUUUAGAAUUCAUUAAUGAAUGAGGAAAUAAAAAAAAAUAAAAAAGGGUUUUGUGAAAGCAUUGAAAGUUCAUUAAAUUUGAACAAAAAAAUUAAUACAAAUAAAAAUGAUGAAAAUCUUAAAA
Molecule: messenger RNA, 7499 nt
Organism: Chironomus riparius
Lineage: Eukaryota; Metazoa; Arthropoda; Insecta; Diptera; Chironomidae
Source: the annotation of a GenBank genome assembly